AUGGCACCACCACCCUCAGCCACAAUUGGCCAAAUGAUAACUAGUGUAUUCCUUCUCCUCCUCCUCCUUGCUCCGGUAACCCAAAAUGCAAAAUCCAUGUUGCCUAGAACAGAUAGAGAACUUUUAGAGUUUUCUUUAAAUUUGGAAUAUUUGGAGGCUGAGUUCUUCUUACAUGGAUCUAUGGGUAGGGGUUUGGAUCAUAUCCAACCGGGUCUUGCAGGUGGUGGACCACGACCCAUCGGUGCAAGGAUUGCUAAUCUUAGUCCUCUGGUUAGAAAUAUAAUCAUGCAAUUCGCAUAUCAAGAAGUUGGUCACAUAAGGGCCAUUAAAAGCACAGUACCUGGAUUUUCAAGACCACUGUUGGAUUUAAGUGUAAAAUCAUUUGCAAAAGUAAUAAACAAAGCAUUUGGAAGACACUUAUUCCCACCUUUCAAUCCUUAUGCCAAUGAUCUCAAUUAUGUGCUUGCCUCAUACAUCAUUCCUUACGUUGGUCUCACUGGUUAUGUUGGAGCAAAUCCAAUACUAAAAAGCAAUACUUCAAGAAAGCUUGUAGCCGGUCUUUUGGGAGUAGAAUCAGGUCAAGAUGCAGUUAUUAGAACUCUUCUUUACGAACGAGCAACACUAAUAGUGGUACCAUAUGGUAUUACAGUAGCAGAAUUUACUCAUAAAAUCUCAAAGCUACGCAACAAAUUAGGGCGAGCUGGCCUAAAAGAUGAAGGGCUUGUUGUCCCUACGUACCUACUUGGUAGAGGGGUGCUAACUGGAAAUGUUUUAGCUGGCAAUACAAAUUCACUUGCAUUUGGUCGAACACCAAAAGAAAUACUUCGUAUUGUGUAUGGAAGUGGAAAAGAACAAGUUCCCGGAGGAUUUUUCCCAAAAGGUGGUAAUGGGUUAAUCGCUAAAAGUUAUUUGAAGAAAAAAAAGUUAGAUAAUUUGCCUUCUCUUGUUUAAUGUUUGUAAUGGAACAUAAAAGAUCAUUAUAUAUAUCCUAGU
Molecule: messenger RNA, 993 nt
Organism: Lactuca sativa (garden lettuce)
Lineage: Eukaryota; Viridiplantae; Streptophyta; Magnoliopsida; Asterales; Asteraceae
Product: desiccation-related protein PCC13-62
Source: RefSeq, a predicted model, not a curated record